Molecule: messenger RNA, 1663 nt
Organism: Labeo rohita (rohu)
Lineage: Eukaryota; Metazoa; Chordata; Actinopteri; Cypriniformes; Cyprinidae
Gene: tob1b
Product: transducer of ERBB2, 1b
Exons: 2
Coding region: 322-1326 (334 amino acids)
Biological process (GO): regulation of gene expression
Cellular component (GO): cytoplasm; nucleus
Molecular function (GO): transcription corepressor activity
Source: RefSeq, a predicted model, not a curated record
UCAGGAGUUUAAAGGGCAGAGUUGUAAAAACUCCCAGGCAGUGGGGAGUCGGAUUGCCUGACGAUAGACUCCAAAAAAAAAAAAAGAACAAUUCCCCGAAGAACAAACAGCUAAUAUCGAUGCACCCUAACUGGAAUAAUCUUUUCGAUCACUGCUAGCUAGGAACCGAAGCGGAAGCCACCAGGAGAGACAAACACGGUCGUUUAAUGAGCGCAAGAAGACUUUGCUGCUCUCGUCCACCAGCACUUCCGAGUCCCCACUGAUCACUACUGCCUUGGAGGUUUUUACAGCACUCUACUAAAGCAGCACAGACGAACAGCUAUGCAGCUUGAAAUCCAAGUAGCGCUGAACUUCAUCAUUUCGUACCUGUACAACAAGCUCCCUCGGAGGCGAGUGAACAUCUUUGGCGAGGAGCUGGAGAGGCAGUUGAAGAAGAAGUAUGAAGGACACUGGUACCCCGACAAGCCAUACAAAGGAUCCGGGUUUAGGUGCAUCCACGUGGGCGAGAAGGUGGACCCGGUCGUGGAGGAAGCAGCCAAAGAAAGCGGGCUGGACAUCGAGGACGUCCGCAAUAACUUGCCUCAGGACCUCAGCGUCUGGAUCGACCCUUUCGAGGUGUCCUACCAGAUCGGGGAGAAGGGAGCGGUCAAGGUGCUAUACGUGGACGAUAACGGCGAGAACGGCUCCGAGCUGGACCGGGAGAUCAGAAACAGUUUUAACCCGGAGGCUCAGGUCUUCAUGCCAAUCAGCGACCCGGUGGGCGUCUCGUCCGAGUCCAGCUCGCCGUCGCCGCCGCCGUUCGGCCAGUCGGCGGCCGUCAGCCCGUCCUUCAUGCCGCGUUCCACCCAGCCUUUAACCUUCACCACAGCCUCGUUCGCCGCCACCAAGUUCGGCUCCACCAAGAUGAAGAACAGCGGCCGCAACGGCGGCAAAGUGGCACGCAGCUCUCCCACCAACCUGGGCCUGAAUGUCAACAGCCUCCUCAAGCAGAAAGCCAUCUCCAGCUCCAUGCAUUCGCUCUACGGCUUUGGCCUGGGGAGCUCGCCACCCCAGCAGCAGCAGCAGAAGGCGGCGUCCGCGCUCUCGCCCAACGCCAAGGAGUUUGUGUUCCCCAACCUGCAAGGCCAAGGGAGCUCCGGAGGCGCUCCGGUGUUCUCUCCGGGCGAGAACCCUCUCAGCCUCAGCCCUCUGCAGUACAGCAAUGCCUUCGACGUGUUCACGGCCUACGGGAGCAUCAACGACAAGUCGCUCAUGGAUGGCUUAAACUUCAGUCUCAGCAACAUGCAGUAUUCAAACCAGCAAUUCCAGCCGGUCAUGGCUAACUAAUGUCGGAAACGAUUGUUGGCGGAAGGAAAACGAAAGACGCACAACUGUGGGAUCCCUAUUAGUCACUGAUAAGCGCAUGUGCCCAAGGGUGUUUGUUUCACUUUAUUUUAUUAUUUUUCUCCAGUUGAUCUCUCUCUCUGCCCCCUUGAGUUUGUACUAAGGCUUGUGUUACGCACACGUACACGCGUCCGAGCUCGGUUACAUUCGGUCGACACGCGUCUCUUUUCGUUUCCUUUUUUGCCAAUAAAGCAAAAAAUGAUUUUUUUACUACCUUUUGGAAGAAAAAUACUCUAAAACAUACUCUAAAAAAAAAAAAAAAAAAAAAAGAAACACAGAA